UUUUUUUCUUAUUUUCUUUGGCUCAAGUUCAAAAAAUUGGCAAGUAUCAAGUUCAAACUUCUUUUUCUUUCUCUCUAUUCCACACUUUUUAUAAAACUUUUAUUGGUAAAGCACUAUUUUCGGAUAUCUUCUGAGUUUUUGUGUUAUGCUUUUUUUAUCCCCAAUUUAUUCCACGCCUUUCAAUUUCCCUUCAAAUCUCUAAAUUUUUCCGUAGAUUUUUGGUUGUCUUUGUUUUAUUAGAAAUGACAAAAUUCCAUAAAGUAUUCCAUAAAAUUUAGAUUUAAAUUUUUAUUUCGGGGUUAUUGUUCUCUUAGUUACCCCGUCAAAACCAAUUUUAAAAAAUAUUUUUUUAAGAAAAGAAAAUGAUGUCGGUAUUCAUGUUGAACAAAAAGCAAUUCAAGCAAUGUGUGCACUUUUUUGUGUAGGAAGUGUUUUUGAAUGUCAAGGACAAUUUGGAGAUGAAGAUUAUAUUUUGAGAUGGGUAGAAGCUUUGUUGUCUUCUAAUAAUUCUACGAUUAACGGAAUUUGUGAAGAAUUGCUUUGUACAAUGCUCCAUUUAAACGAAAAUUAUCCUCAAUUAUUUGAAAAAGUUUUGCAAAUGUGUUACAUAAAAGACGAGCUUGUUGGUUCUCGUUGUUUUCGUUCUUUGGCUUUGCUUUUUUCUCAGAGGUUUUUUUAGUAAUUUUUAAAAAUUAUUUUGGGGUUUGUCCCGCAAUUUUAUUUUGUGUUUCUAUGUUGGGUUUUGGGUUCUGUAAAAUAAUGAUUUUGUGUAGGACUUGGCCUUCCAUUAUGUUAUUCGUACCGAGUUGGAGUGAUAGGUUUUCCGGGUUUUUUUUUUGUUUCCCGUACUCAUACUCAUCUGUUUUUUCUCAUAUAGGGUCUGCCUAUAUUUUUUAAAUUAAUUCUACCCAAGUACUAUAGUGAUAAGGAACUCGAAUAGAAAUAAUAAUCAUAUAUGGGUCUGGGGGAUCUCGGUUGAAUUUGAAACUCGGUUGAAUUGAAAAAUAUACGGAAUAUUUACU
Molecule: messenger RNA, 1022 nt
Organism: Meloidogyne enterolobii
Lineage: Eukaryota; Metazoa; Nematoda; Chromadorea; Rhabditida; Meloidogynidae
Source: the annotation of a GenBank genome assembly